AUGUCGGUGAACAACCUCUUUGUAACUGUCUUUGCAGGCGAAGACCUUGUCCUAGAACGAAAAGUACCAUUCCACAGGCUCACAUGGGAACAAGCUGGUCUUGUUGUUGGAAAAGGUUUGAUAGACAAUGUUUUGAGUGACUACUUGUGGGCGAAAGCGAUCCUUCUCACAACAACCACGGUCGCUACAACUAGCCUCACAAUCCAAGUUCUGAUUGCUACCAUUGUGGACACGCUCACCGGUCAUGCUCCUCAUCUACUGAACUAUGUCGGAGCCGCUGCCGUCCUAGUUGGUUUCGCUGGAAUCAACAUACCAGCUGGAGAGUCUCCACAGGAUGUUCAGCAGGAGCAGGAAACUCCGAUUGUUAGCAUGGUCGAUGACGACCCGGUUCAUUUGCCCAGCAGUACCAAUGCUACUGAUGUUGUCUCAGACCCUGGGGUCGUGUGA
Molecule: messenger RNA, 447 nt
Organism: Zea mays
Lineage: Eukaryota; Viridiplantae; Streptophyta; Magnoliopsida; Poales; Poaceae
Exons: 3
Coding region: 1-447 (148 amino acids)
Cellular component (GO): membrane
Source: RefSeq, a predicted model, not a curated record